Molecule: messenger RNA, 690 nt
Organism: Haplochromis burtoni (Burton's mouthbrooder)
Lineage: Eukaryota; Metazoa; Chordata; Actinopteri; Cichliformes; Cichlidae
Product: ladderlectin-like
Exons: 4
Coding region: 80-418 (112 amino acids)
Molecular function (GO): signaling receptor activity
Source: RefSeq, a predicted model, not a curated record
UGUUGAGAAGAGAGCAGUAUCUUGUCCAAGCGGCUGGACUCAGUAUGGGAAUCGAUGCUUUCUCUACGAUAACCGUCAAAUGACUUGGGCUCAGGCGCAGCGAAUCUGCCAGUCCUUGAAUGCAAACCUGGCAUCUGUAAACAGCCACGACGAGUACCAGUUCAUUCGAGCCGUCAUAUCUAGUGCCUCUCGUGAAAGUGGACUAACAUGGGUUGGUGGCUCAGAUGGUCAACAGGAGAAUUACUGGUUUUGGAUUGAUGGAAGCUAUUUCACAUUUACGCAGUGGUGUCACGGAGAACCUAACAACGCUGGGGGAAACGAGCAUUGCUUAAUGGUGAAUUUUUCAGGAAGCAAGUGUUGGAAUGAUGGGAGAUGUGACAGCCAGUACCCAUUUAUUUGUGUCAGGGCCAGCUGCUGAUUCCUGGGCUCUCGUGAAGGCGUGGCCUACCUGACGACAGAGCAAAUCCUCUAAUAUAUCACAAUAAGAAUCUGGUUCUGAUUUGAUUUACUUCUUUUCUUUUACUGUAGUGCUGCAUAAGGAAUGAAGCGACAAGUGACAUAAGCUGGAGUUGCUCUUUUAACAGGAGCAGAUUGCAUGUGUACUUGAAACAAAGCUUUUAGCAAAACUUUGUUUCCCAGAAUGAAUUGUUGUUUCUCAUCUUCUUCAUCAUUAAAAUCUUAAGCAUUGAA